Molecule: messenger RNA, 999 nt
Organism: Caenorhabditis remanei
Lineage: Eukaryota; Metazoa; Nematoda; Chromadorea; Rhabditida; Rhabditidae
Exons: 3
Coding region: 1-999 (332 amino acids)
Biological process (GO): embryo development
Molecular function (GO): protein binding
Source: RefSeq, a predicted model, not a curated record
AUGAGCAAGUCGUUUCCUCUCCUGAAGCUCCCACGUCUUGCUCUAGACGAAAUUCUUAUCAUGAUGAGGCCGUUUGAGUUAAUUCAAUUCUCGAUGACUUCUUCCAAAUCAAGAAUUAUUUUGAAAUAUUUGCUGAGAGCGAGAGUAAAUUUGAAGUAUACACUUCUAGUGAACACUUUCAAUGAACCGAAAAUCACAUUGUUUGGAUCGGACACGUAUUUCGAUUGUCAAUUGUCUUCAGAUAAGUUGAGAACUGGGAUAACAGAAUAUUUCGAGGGUCAAAAUGGUUUAAAAUGCAAUAGGAUUUGGGCAUAUUCUGAGAAUGUGAUAAUGGACUGGAUGAGACUGUUCAAGACAGUCAUGGAACUGUUUAAUUUUCAACGUCAUGUCGUUAUUCUUUGCCUGGACACAUUCCCUGAUCAAAAAAAGACGAUUAUUGACUUUAUGAGAUCUCAACUGCCAUCUGUGAAUUAUUGUGGGUUUCAUGGUAAAAUUGUAGCCGAUCAAGAUGUGGAAUACGCUUUGAAGAAUAUCAAUGUCACUAAGUAUUUAGAUUUUAAAUGCAAACUGAGUAAUAACUUCAAACUAAAAAUAUCAAAUACUCUUGAGAAGAUUACUGUUACCGAUGGGAAUUGGUUGAAUUACAAUCAAUUGAUUCAAUUAAAAGCUUAUGAACUAGAAAUAAAAGGAUCUAAAAUCACGAAUGUGGAACUGAAUGCAUUUCUGAUUAGCUGGAUGUUGUCGGAAUGCCAUCAAAACCUUGUUCGUCUCGAAAUUCAAGUCAAUGACCCAGAAACACGUGGUGUAAUUCUCGAUCUUCCUCACGAAAUUAUGGAUAACGAUGUGAUCAGGAAGGGGAGAACUGUAAAAAAUAAAAUGUUCCGUUUGCGAGGUGGAUUUGAUAUCAAGAGAAAUGAUGGAGCAACUGGAACAAUUUAUUUCAAAAUGGACGGUGACCAGUUGAUGUUCAACAUGAUUGUCUUUGUAUCAUUUGUCUGA